Molecule: messenger RNA, 870 nt
Organism: Cyprinus carpio (common carp)
Lineage: Eukaryota; Metazoa; Chordata; Actinopteri; Cypriniformes; Cyprinidae
Product: protein phosphatase 1 regulatory subunit 3C-like
Biological process (GO): regulation of glycogen biosynthetic process
Cellular component (GO): protein phosphatase type 1 complex
Molecular function (GO): protein phosphatase 1 binding; glycogen binding
Source: RefSeq, a predicted model, not a curated record
UCCCUAGGUAGGUUUCUGGCUUUUAAGUCUUUUUUUUUAUUAUUAUUUUGCUGAUUAGAAAUAACUAAUUUGUUUGCAAAGACAAGUGACGUUGCUGUGACGCAACUCAUGUGCACGUAGUAUUUGUCAAGCAUCUUUCUUACGUAAAGACUGCAGGUCCAGCUCUUAUAUUUAAAAGACCUUCCGCUCCUCAAUUACAUCUGAAUUGGUCGAUAUGAUGAAUGCUCAUGGACAAGGAUCAGUCAGAGGAAACUCAAACUUCAGACAAGACCGAGUGUCCGUCUGAACCAGAAUCAUCAGCUUAUUCACCAAAAACUGACAGGCAAAGAGCCAAAUCUCUGCCUGUAGAUCUAUACCAGCAUCAAUCUUCCUCACACGAGGAACAUCCAGUCCGAGGAAAGAGAGUCCAGUUUGCAGACAUGAUGGGGUUGAACCUGGCAAACGUCAGACACUUUGACAUCUCAGAUGAUGCAAAUGAAACAUCUGGACUCCAGAAUCAUCCUCCAAACCAGCAGCUUCAGCAUCUGAGUUUAGCAGCAGCCUUUGACAUGCCUGUUAGUUCGCUGGAGUUUGAUAUGAAGUCACGCCGUCUGGGAGUCGCAUUGGAGAGUGUCACAAUAACCACUUCUGAAGUGAAGGGUGUGAUAAGAGUGAGGCAGAGCAACGCAAGGGAAGUUGGGGUCAGGUACACUUUAAACAACUGGCUGACAUUUUCAGAUAUACAAGCUGCAUUAAGACUGAAUGAAGAAAAGGGACUAGAGUGGCAGAAGUUUGACUUCGUUUUGCACACGCCAUUCUGUUAUGACAAAGAUUGAUCAGUGCAUUUCGCAGUGUAUUGUCAAACUGAUCACGGAAGAUACUGGGACAAUA